AUGCCGAUUGCGCUUGUGCAGCCCGCAAUCACCGUGGAUACAAUGCAGAACCAGAGAAUGUACCUGUGCCAUUUGUUGACCACAAUCCGGAGAAGAAACAAGGCGACCGAACUUUUGCUUGUCGGAAUGGCGAAGAUGCAAAUCGACUGGCCAAUAAGUUCCCAUUUCAUGGCCAUCGAAUAUGCAGCCGGAUCUAGGUCUUUUCUCAAAGCUCCUAAUCCUGAAAACGAGGAUGCAGUUGUGAAAGCGCAAAACAAGAAGAAGAGUACCUUUUCAAAAUGGGUUAGCCACAUCACUUAUGAAUCAAUGUUGAACCUUGAGCCCUACCAAGCUAAUAAUAAUCCAGUAAUCAUCCCAACCGACGCUGUGAAUCACAAACUUUCGCGUGUAGUAUCUUGCUAGAACAAAAACCAAUCCUAUCAACGCCUCAAUCCACAUCACCCAGUUAGUAGUGAUCCCAAGACUUGUAAUGAGGCUCAUGUUGUUGAAACGACCUGGAACUUCGACAACUUAGUUUUCGACGAACGACGUCGGUAG
Messenger RNA from Hymenoscyphus albidus, 537 nucleotides. Lineage: Eukaryota; Fungi; Ascomycota; Leotiomycetes; Helotiales; Helotiaceae. The record is from the annotation of a GenBank genome assembly.